AUGCCGGUCCACAUCAGAACAUAUGACAGGACGGAAGAUCCUGAAGACCAUCUUCAGAUCUUUAUCGGUGCCGCGAGAAUUGAGAAAUGGUCAAAUGCUGAAUGUUGCUUGAUGUUCAUGCAAACCCUUGUGGGAUCAGCAAGAAUCUGGUUCAAUGAUUUACCUUCUCGAAGCAUUCGAAGCUUUGACGAUCUUAGCAAGGGGUUCUUAGCCAAUUUCUCCCAACAAAGGCGAUAUGUCAAAGAUGCUACAGUGAUCUUCCAGAUCAAGCAAAGAGAUGACGAAAGCCUUCGAGAAUUCAUAGAGAGAUACAAGAAGGAAGGUCUAACUUAUGUGGGGGUAGACGAGAAAAUGAGGGUGGCCGGUUUUAUGAACGCCAUCACAUCCAAGUACCUCACAAGGGAUUUCAACAAAUCCCUCCCCAAGACCUUGGAAGAAGCUCUUGAAAGGGCUGAGGCCCACAUUCGAGGAGAAGAGGCUGUGGAUGUCAAAGAACAAAGGAAGAGAGGGUCCAGCUGA
This is a messenger RNA of Helianthus annuus (common sunflower), 519 nucleotides long. RefSeq lists its product as uncharacterized. The transcript has a single exon. Lineage: Eukaryota; Viridiplantae; Streptophyta; Magnoliopsida; Asterales; Asteraceae. The record is from RefSeq and is a predicted model, not a curated record. The coding region runs from base 1 to 519 and encodes 172 amino acids.